Pseudocercospora fijiensis CIRAD86 is the source of this 366-nucleotide messenger RNA. RefSeq lists its product as uncharacterized. The record is from RefSeq and is a predicted model, not a curated record. Bases 1 to 366 code for a protein of 121 amino acids. NCBI's taxonomy places the organism in Eukaryota, Fungi, Ascomycota, Dothideomycetes, Mycosphaerellales, Mycosphaerellaceae. The transcript is spliced from 2 exons.
AUGAAGUCAUUCAUCUUCGCCUCUGUUGCUCUUUUAGCGAGCAAUGUCGCAGCGAUGGCCGUAAUCCCACGAGCGCCGCUCGACAAAAGGAUGGCAGAGUUCUACUACAAUCAGCAAUGCUAUCCAAACUGCGAGGAUGAGAAGGAGAACAAGCGAGCAAUUGAGGAAAUGAUGGAGAGGGACGAACGAGCAGUGGCGGAAAUCGUGAAAAGGGAGGCAGAAUUUUAUUACAAUCAGCAAUGCUAUCCAAAUUGCGAGGAUGAGAAGGAGAACAAGCGAGCACUUGCGGAAAUCGAGAAAAGGGCAGCAGAAUUCUAUUACAAUCAGCAAUGCUAUCCGAAUUGCGAGGAUGAGAAGCAAGAGUGA